This is a messenger RNA of Sycon ciliatum, 3835 nucleotides long. Its product is annotated as liprin-beta-1-like. Gene Ontology annotation, molecular function: protein binding. Gene Ontology annotation, biological process: neuromuscular junction development. Bases 374 to 2842 code for a protein of 822 amino acids. Gene Ontology annotation, cellular component: presynaptic active zone. The record is from RefSeq and is a predicted model, not a curated record. NCBI's taxonomy places the organism in Eukaryota, Metazoa, Porifera, Calcarea, Leucosolenida, Sycettidae. The transcript has 22 exons.
GAUGCCGUUGAAGAGCAGACAGAUCAGAGGCAGUACUCCAGUAGGUGUACCGCGCUUCUCCAAUCCAGUCCAGUUCAUUUCAGCCAAGCAAGAGGAGAAAGUGUGGCACUUUUGUCGAGAGCGUGAUAUCGCCGCACCGUCCUUCAUCCAACUCCACACAGCGUGGACAGUAGUAGCGACGACAGCAACUGCAAGUGUAAGCAGGAAGAAGUCCCUUGCGGUUAGUUUCCCUUCCCGUUGCAACGUGUUGAAGGUGCGACGGUUUACCCUACAGAUCCCGUGAGAUCCUUGAUCGGAGGAGCAGAUCGCUUGCUGAGCGUGUCUCUCACUCUCUUUCUCUACCACUACAAGGACGAAGUUGUUUUCGUGAGCCAUGCCCGCCCCGGAGCCCGUUGCGGAGCAGCCCCAGGCUGGAGAUGCCGGCGUUCAGGACGCAGGUGAUGUGAUCGAGCUGAUCAAGGGAGGACAGGAGCAGCCAGCAGCAGAGGCAGCACCAGCGGUUGCAAAUGGUGAUGGAGGAGAGGAGCAUGCCAAUGGAGAUGCAGCCACAGGACAGAACGGAGACGCAGAGGAACAGCAUGCUAAUGGAGAUGCAGCAGGUGAAGCAGAGCCAGUCACCGAGGAGGACCCAGCAGAUGAACUGGUUAGGUUGCGAUCAGAGAAUGCAGGCCUGAAGAAGAGAGUUGAGGAGCUUGAGAAGGAAGUCGAGUCAUCCAAGGCCAAGAAGAGAGGAGGAUUCUUCACUCGCAAGAAGAAGGCAUCCACGACUGACGGAGACGCUGCGGCAGCACCGGCCGAGGCCACAGCUGCAACCCCCGAGGAUGAAACGGCUCCAGCGGCGGAUUCAUCUCCUGAAGGCGAGCAGCCUGCAGCUGCGGCAGCACCAUCCGGAGGCGAGGAGCAAUCACCGGACAAGAAGCGGAAAAGCGGCGGCAUCAAGGACAAGCUAGGCAAGGCGUUCGGUCGCUUCCGUCAACCCAAAGGCUAUGAAGAGACACCCACGGAACAACCAGAGGCCGAUGCAGUUGCCACGCCGUUUGUGAUUCCCGAGCGUCAACAAGUAGAGUGGACGGUGGCCAAGAGCUUUGAGAAGGAGGAGGCACCAGCACCGGAAGAAGGAGCAGAAGGCGAAGCAGCAGCAGAGGGCGCCGAGCCAGCAAAGAGAGAUGCCGUAUUCAAGAACUGGACCGUGGAGCAAGUACGAGAAUGGCUCAUCGACCUUCAAUUAGAAUCAUACACCGAGACGUGCCAACUGACCGGCGAACAAAUGCUAGCGACUACCAAUGCUCAAUUUGAAAAGGAUCAUGGAAUCAAGAACCAAAUGCACCGCAAGAAACUUAGACUAACUUUGAAUGCCAUCGCAUCUGGCGAGGAUAUGCCCAGUGUGCUGUUUGACUGGGACAUCAAGGCCGUAGCAGAACUUCUCCAGUACAACGGAAUGCCGCAGUACGUCAUCGAAGCGUUCGUAGCCGACAGCGUAGACGGCCGAGUGCUCACCUUCCUGACCCCCGAUGACUUGACCGCCAUGAAGAUCCUCACACCGUUUGUACAGUCAGCAAUCAAGCGAGCGACUCAACUUCUUAGACAAAAUAAUUACACCAAGGACUACAUGAAGGUGUACGUCGAGCCAGAGCAAGAGCCAGAGCCCGAGGAGCCGGCAGCCGAAGCCGCAGCCGAAGAGGCAGAAGCAGCACCAGCAGAGGCUGCAGCUGCAGAAAGUGCCGAGGCUGCACCAGCGGAGGCCGCAGCCGCCAGUGAGGACAAGCCAGCUGAUGAAGGUGAGAAGACCGAGGGAGACAAGGCAGAAGCAGGCGCAGCAGCUGAGGGUGGCGAAGACAAGCCACAAGAAGAAGCCGCCGCGCCGGCUGAGAAAACCGAGGCAGAGGUUAAGGCCGAAGAGGAUGCACGUGCAGCAGAGGAGGCCAAGAAGAAGGACGAGGAAGAGCGAAGGAAGCAGGAGGCUGCCAAGGAGAGGCAGAGACGGCACUACCUGCGCUGCGCCGAGGCUCUUAGAGAGCAGAAGCCGCUGCUGACGUGGAGCAACUGCGAUGUGGUCGUGUGGGCGCGGUCCGUGGAGCUUGUCGACCUCUCACCCAAGAUCCUCGGCACUGGCUUGUCCGGAGCACUCAUGGUGUUGGACACGUGCUUCACCGGUGAAUCUCUCUGCUCGGUUUUGGGCAUUCCUGCCAAGAGCGCCCAGAAGGCCGACAUCAUUGCCAAGUUCAACGAGCUCGUCGGCGAGGAGGUUGUAGGAGAGAAGACGGAGGCUAGCAAGUGUGAUGGCUAUGCCGUGCUGAUUGCCGGCCAGAAGGCCAAGCGCAAGCGUAGCCUCUCCUUCAGCGGUGCCAUCCGCCGCCGUAACCGCAAUGCCAAUGCGGCCGCUCCUCAGCAGCACAGUCAGUUCCUGCUGACGUUCGAGGACGGAUCCGAGGUGUUUGUCUCGGCCCACAACACCGACUGCAGCACACCCAAGCCUGCACCAGUACCGGAGCCUGCCAAGGCCGAGGAGCCCAAGGAGGCUGCUGCAGAGGGUGCUGCUGCCGCUGAGGCUACUCCUGAAAAUGGCGAAGCCACUGCGGAGGCUAAGGAAGAUGCUUCUCCAGCUGAUGAUGAAAAGACACCUCUUGUUGAGGGAGAUGAAUCUGCCAAGCCUGCCGAGACUGAGGAGGCUGCUGCUGCUCCUGCUGCAGCCGCCGCCACUGAGGAGGAGGCCCCAAAGGAGGAGGCAGCCAAGGCUGAGGAAGCUGCACCCGCCGAGGAAAAGACGGAGGAGAAGCCAACUGAAGAGGUUGAGGUUGACAGCGAGGACCAGAAACUGUUGGAUGGCGGAGAAGCUACAUAAAGAUGCGUCAUACAUGUCUAUGCGGUCUGCCAUAGUCACAGCUGAUUGCACACAUCCGUACCUGUGGUCUGUAUACUGUGCCCGCGGCAUGACAUGCUGGUCAAUACAUAUUUCCCGUGCGCGCGCAUGAUUGCGAGAGAGAGUUUCUGUAUGCGCAUGUGUCCUCCUCUUCUUGCUCCCUCUGCUUCUUUUAUUGAGAUCGUACUAGGCUCUGCGUGCGAGAUAAUGUCCCCGUGUGUGUGUGUGUGUGUGUGUGUGUGUGUGUGUGUGUGUGUGUGUGUGUGUUUGUGUGUGUGUGUGUGUGUGACUUGCGUACUGUGUUUGGCAUGGUCAUCAUCAUCGUCGUCGUCGUUGUUCUCUGUGUAAAAAUGCCAGCGCAAGGAAACCCAGCGGAAUACAUGACGUGCAGCUGCAGUCGAGACAGUAAUUGUGAUGUGCACUGCACUGAGCGCAUACGCACAAGCUAGUCCAUUGUGUGUGAACACAGAGUAAACACAGAGAGUAAUCCGAACGGAUCAGGUUCAUAUUCCCGUCAUGCAUGCCACCACGUUCACUCUGCAUCUUGUAUGAUUGGCCAGUAUGACGUUGUACUAACGGCAAUCCCCACCUUAUUACAAGCACCCGGUAUUCCCGGGUCAACACACACCGAGAACACACACCGAGAAUGUGCAUGGCAAGACACAGUGGCUUCUGAUUUCAUUCCCAUUUUUUACCCUUUCCUUUUCACUAGAUCUUUUCGCAUUUCGUUUACCUGCCAUUUUUUCAUCAUGUUCUCUUUCGCUGGUUUACCACAACCUGGACAACACGACUGCCGUCCGAAUUUAGAUUAUUCCGCCCUAUGCAAUUAUCAGUAAUCAUCGAGGCUAGCAACUGGCUUUCAUAUCAUUCUGUUUUAGUGUUACCCGUCCUGGAUUUGCACACCCGUCCCGGAUUUUGCACAUGCCAGACCCAUGCUUUAGGUGGUCUGCUCCAAAAUUAAAUGAUUUAAAUUUA